UUGAAAUAUAGUUUUAAUACUUUAAAAGUAUGGAAUGCAAAACAUUUGGAAAACGCAUCUUUGUUCUCCACAUAACGGCAUGUUUACAUCUCUUCCUGUUACUUGGUCCCGUUGUCCAAACUGCGUCUGUUCCUGGCCGGACAGUACUGACUUCAAACCCUAACAACGCUACUGCGACCAGGGUCGAGCGGGUCAAAGAACAGCUAACUACCCUCAAGGUUUUAGAAAGAUAUUACCAGCAACUCUUUGUGAGGGGUUACCUAACGGACGAAGCAACACGAUCAUUAGCUCAUAUCCGCUCGUAUAUGCGAAUUCUAGAGACGUUUCUUCAGUCGAAAGCGAAAUAAUCAUUUCUUCAGUCGAUAGUAGACUAAAAGUUUCUUCAGUGUAGAUAGCGGAAUAAUCGUUUCUUUUAGUCGAUAGCGACUUUAAGUAAUGUUUGCGAAGAUCUUCUACUGGCCUAUCUGUGAUAUACCAAGACUUUGUUCAUAGGUGAACUCUGAACAAACUCUGUUAGUCUCUGUAUUUAAUAUGUUACUUUGUUGUUAAUGUGAUUCUAAUAAAGUAUAA
Messenger RNA from Mya arenaria, 570 nucleotides. RefSeq lists its product as uncharacterized. The record is from RefSeq and is a predicted model, not a curated record. The transcript is spliced from 3 exons. Bases 30 to 347 code for a protein of 105 amino acids. NCBI's taxonomy places the organism in Eukaryota, Metazoa, Mollusca, Bivalvia, Myida, Myidae.